AUGAAAGACGAAAUUCAUGAGGAACUUCUUCUUAAGAAAAAUCAGAAAACAAAUAUGAUUGAUGACUUGGUAAACUCUCAAAGCCGGAUGGGAAGUAUGAAAAAAUGCACUUUUUGUCAAGCCACUGAUAUCAAUAAUAGGAAACGGGUUUGUCCAAAUUGUCAUAAUAAAUUGCCUACGAUUAGUAAGAUGAAUCAACAAUUUAAUAAACUACCUACUAUCAAAAAUAUUACUAACAAGUCUCUAGUUAUCUGUCCUUAUAGAUUUAAAGAAUCAGAUGCACAAAGAUCAUUUCCAGAAGUUUACAAGCCACAAUGGAAAAUAAGUGAAGAGAUGAAACGAUUUAGUGAAAUUGCACGUAUGAAAAGAAUUGAAUUUAUAAAAGCUAAACUAAUUAACAAAACAGCAUUAGAUAUUUGGCAUCCAAUACCAAUAACAUGUGAAGAGGCAGAUCAUCAAAAGAAUGAAAGCUCUUUAAAAAAGUCAGAAAUCUUAUCCAUUAUUAACUCUUUAAUUCAUUCUUUAGGUAAUUCUGAUCGUUUGCAUUUCCGAAGUUUAUUGAAUAAAUCCUAUAACGACUUAAUAAAUAUUUCUCAAGAGAUUAGAAGUGUAUUGGCCAAAAAUGACAUUAAUAUUAAUAGUGAAGAAUAA
Dentiscutata erythropus is the source of this 651-nucleotide messenger RNA. The record is from the annotation of a GenBank genome assembly. NCBI's taxonomy places the organism in Eukaryota, Fungi, Glomeromycota, Glomeromycetes, Diversisporales, Gigasporaceae.